AUGGACCCAAAAUUAGCCGGUAAGCCCAUUACGGCCCCGUAUUUAACCGGCCGGACAGACCUCGACCAUAUGCUGGAAACACCAAACCGCCGGGCCCACCACCGCCGGGCCCAGUCGGAGACCUUCUUCCGCUUCCCUGACGUCGACGACUUACUGUUGGAGGACAUGAUCACCGAUUUCAAUCUCGAUCUUCCUGACACAGAUAGUCCCAUGGUGACAGUUGAUUCAAGCAAGUCAGUAGACUCAGCCAACGGCCCUGAUAAGCCCAGCAAGCCAGUGGGGCCCGUCGCCCAUUGUCGGAGUCUCUCACUUGAUGCUGACUUUUUUGAGAGUCUAGGGCUUACUUACUCUGGCACCGCCGUGGAUGGCGGAGAUGGCGAGAAGAAUCCGGCGGCGGAAAGGAGAACAGUGGGUGGUGAUCAUCACAGGCAUAGCAAUUCGAUGGAUGGGUCUGUAAUGGCGUCGUUCGAGAUUGAUAGUGCUAAGAAGGCUAUGGGAGCUGAGAGACUUGCUGAGCUUGCUUUGAUUGAUCCCAAGAGAGCUAAAAGAGUUCUUGCAAAUAGACAAUCUGCAGCACGUUCUAAGGAACGGAAAAUCCGAUACACCGGUGAGCUGGAGAGGAAAGUGCAGACUCUUCAGACAGAAGCAACCACCCUAUCUGCCCAGGUCACAAUAUUGCAGAGAGACAGUACUGGAUUGACUGCUGAGAACAAGGAGCUCAAACUGCGGUUAGAAGCGAUGGAACAACAAGCACAUCUUCGAGAUGCUCUGAAUGAAACACUGAGAGAAGAAGUACAGCGGCUUAAGAUAGCAGCCGGGCAAAUGACAGCUAUCAAUGGAAACAACUUUAACAGAGCACUGCCUCCUCAGUUUUCCUCCCACCAACAGGCCUUCCAUCAUUUUGGUAACCCACACACGCAGCAAUCCCAACAGCAACAGCAGCUUCACGUGCCUCGUUCAAACUCUGACAACCAGACUCUUUCUGGAGAGCCCCCACCUUGCUUCGCGGGCUUCAAUCACAGGGCUUGAUAACGUUCCAGGGACUGCAUUGCAAAUAAUUUAUUAGUGAUGGGAAUCAGAAGGUAAACCAUUCAAGGUGGCAUGCUGUAUAUAUAUAGGUAUGUAUAUUUGUUGCUCGUAAAGGUUGUGAAGAGUGGUGCUCAGAUCAGUCCUUUGUGUGAUGUAUACUAGCUAUAUUACUCUUAGGGUAAAAAUGAUGCCUGUCGAGCACUUUGAUCUUAGUGAACUCAUGGAUCAAUAGUAAUGGCUAUUGUAACUUAUUCUCAACUUUUAGCUGGUGCUUGAUACAUGUAAUUAUUUCAUGUUUCAUUAGAAUGACGUUUGUGCAUACAGAUGGAUCAUUACAUUAUAUCAUCUGUGUCAUUAUAUGGUAAAUUUCAAGUUUAUUG
This is a messenger RNA of Ilex paraguariensis (yerba mate), 1409 nucleotides long. The record is from the annotation of a GenBank genome assembly. NCBI's taxonomy places the organism in Eukaryota, Viridiplantae, Streptophyta, Magnoliopsida, Aquifoliales, Aquifoliaceae.